Molecule: messenger RNA, 4801 nt
Organism: Psammomys obesus (fat sand rat)
Lineage: Eukaryota; Metazoa; Chordata; Mammalia; Rodentia; Muridae
Gene: Rhobtb3
Product: Rho related BTB domain containing 3
Exons: 12
Coding region: 133-1968 (611 amino acids)
Biological process (GO): regulation of proteolysis; proteasome-mediated ubiquitin-dependent protein catabolic process
Cellular component (GO): cytoplasm
Molecular function (GO): ubiquitin protein ligase binding; GTPase activity; GTP binding
Source: RefSeq, a predicted model, not a curated record
CGGCCCGCUCGGCUCCGCGUCGGCAGCGGCGCGGUGCAGGCGCGAGGGCCGCGGCCGGGGAUGAGCUGACUGCGGCGGGAGCGUCGCCCCGGCCCCCGCGAGGCCGCCCGCCGCCCGUCGCCCGCCGCUACCAUGUCCAUCCACAUCGUGGCUCUCGGGAACGAGGGCGACGCGUUCCACCAGGACAGCCGGCCGUCGGGGCUCAUCCGCACCUACCUGGGGAGGAGCCCGCUCGUGUCGGGGGACGAGAGUAGCUUGUUGCUGAACGCCGCCAGCACGGUCGCGCGCCCGGUCUUCACCGAGUACCAGGCCAGCGCGUUCGGGAACGUCAAGCUGGUGGUGCAUGACUGUCCCGUCUGGGACAUUUUUGACAGUGAUUGGUACACCUCCCGAAACCUCAUUGGGGGUGCCGACAUCAUUGUGAUCAAAUACAGUGUAAAUGACAAGUUUUCAUUCCACGAAGUAAAGGAUAACUAUAUUCCAGUGGUUAAAAGAGCAUCAAACUCAGUUCCGGUAAUCAUUGCUGCUGUUGGUACCAGACAAAAUGAAGAACUACCUUGUACAUGCCCCCUGUGCACCUCAGACCGAGGGAGCUGCGUUACAACCACAGAAGGCAUCCAGCUUGCUAAAGAGCUGGGGGCCACCUAUCUGGAGCUCCACAGCCUCGAUGACUUCUACAUUGGAAAGUAUUUUGGAGGAGUGUUGGAGUAUUUUAUGAUUCAAGCCUUAAAUCAGAAGACAAGUGAAAAAAUGAAGAAAAGGAAAAUGACCAACUCUUUUCAUGGAAUUAGACCACCUCAACUUGAACAACCAGAAAAGAUGCCUGUCUUGAAAGCCGAAGCAUCGCACUACCAUGCUGACUUGAACAACUUGCUCUUCUGCUGCCAGUGUGUGGACGUGGUGUUCUACCACCCAGAAGUGACAGGCGUUGUGGAGGCUCACAAGAUUGUUCUCUGUGCUGUGAGCCACGUCUUCAUGCUGCUGUUCAAUGUGAAGAGUCCCACUGACAUUCAGGAUUCCAGUAUCAUCCGAACCACCCAGGAUCUCUUUGCCAUCAACAGAGAUGCUGUGUUUCCUGGUGCUAGCCAGGAAUCUCCCAGCAACCCACCACUGCGAGUCAUUGUUAAAGAUGCCCUCUUCUGCUCCUGUUUAUCAGACAUUCUGCGCUUCAUUUAUUCAGGUGCUUUUCAGUGGGAUGAGUUGGAAGAAGAUGUCAGGAGGAAGUUGAAAGAUUCAGGGGAUGUUUCUGAUGUGAUUGAGAAAGUUAAAUGCAUUUUGAAAACACCAGGAAAGAUUAAUUGCCUGAGGAAUUGCAAGACCUACCAAGCCCGAAAGCCUCUGUGGUUUUAUAAUACAUCUCUCAAGUUUUUCCUUAAUAAGCCGAUGCUUGCUGAUGUUGUCUUUGAAAUACAAGGAGCGACCGUGCCAGCCCACAGGGCCAUCUUGGUGGCACGAUGUGAGGUGAUGGCAGCCAUGUUUAAUGGUAAUUAUAUGGAAGCCAAGAGUGUCCUGAUCCCAGUGUAUGGUGUUUCCAAAGAGACUUUCUUGUCGUUUUUAGAAUACUUAUACACAGACUCUUGUUGCCCAGCUGGCAUUUUCCAGGCCAUGUGUCUCCUGAUCUGUGCUGAGAUGUACCAAGUCUCCAGACUACAGCACAUCUGUGAACUCUUCAUCAUCACACAGCUGCAGAGCAUGCCCAGCCGUGAGCUGGCCUCCAUGAACCUGGACAUUGUGGAUCUGCUCAAAAAGGCAAAGUUUCACCACUCUGACUGCCUUUCCACUUGGCUGCUUCAUUUCAUUGCCACUAACUACCUCAUAUUCAGCCAAAAGCCCGAAUUUCAAGAUCUUUCAGUGGAAGAACGAAGUUUUGUUGAAAAACACAGAUGGCCAUCAAACAUGUAUUUGAAGCAGCUGGCGGAGUACAGGAAGUAUAUCCACUCCCGGAAAUGUCGCUGUUUAGUCAUGUGACCUGAGCUUUUGUAUACAUACACUUUUAUUACUAUGAAGAAUGGGUACCCUUGGGUUCUAGUAAAAUUCAUAUGACUAAAAUCAGGAUGAGUGUUUUAAAAAUAACCAUAUAGCUUCUUACUAGUUAUCUUUGAAAGACUACAGCGGUCUUAAAAGGGAACAAAAUAUACUACCGAUUUAAUUAAUGCUUUACCUAAAAUAUAAAACUGUUGGACAGUGGGUUCUCCUUUAGGUUGCCCGAUUGUUUUAAUGACAUCAAGACUCUCCUAGUUUAAGAGAUGUUUAAUUUUAAAAAAUCAUCUAGGAUAAAUACAAAAAUAUUAUCAUGUCUGAGCGAUUGCUCUGCUAAGAUUAGGAUCAUUUAAAAGCCAAGUGUAAUGAUGGAAUCCAGAGGAGAAGUAACCAGAGCCACAUGAGAUCAUAGGAAUAGAAAUUUGCCCAAGUCUGUAACAGUCACAUCCCAGCUGGUUCCAGUUCAGUAAGAGUUUGAAUCAAUAUGAUGAAGAACAAAUGACUGAUCUGGACCAUCCAACCACUUCUGCCUGUUGAUCAGGCUGCACACUAAGCAGGGCUGGAAGUUAUUUAUCUCUGUGUGACCUCUGGAGUCUGCCAGCUCCAAACUUAGAAGGGCCUGCUAGUUAGUUUAGUGCUCUGCUGGUGCUGCUGUUAAAUUCUUAAAGACGUUUGAAGAAGGGCUUCAUAGUUUCACUUUUCACUGGCUCCCCCAACAGCAGAAAAAUGCUGUUUUGUUUUGUUUUGUUUUUCCCCCUUUCUUUUUUUUUUUUUUCCUCUUGUUGUUGUUUUGUUUUUUCGAGACAGGGUUUCUAUGUGUAACAGCUCUGGCUGACCUGGAACAGACAGACCAGGCUGGCCUCAAAUCCACAGUCAUCUGCCUGCUUCUCCUUCCAGAGUGCUGGGAUUUAAGGUGUGUGCCACCAUGCCUGGCUGAAAAUGCUUUGUUCUUGCUCAAACAUUAUUCUCUGUGGAAGCAGAAAGAGUUGCUGAUAGCCAGGAGACAGCACGUGGCGUGUUGCCCACAAGAGCAGAGUGGAGACUCUAACUUUGGGGAAGCGUGUACCCUAGUGCCUCCACACCACCCUUCCUUGGCGGGAAGAAAUGCUGAAACACUUCUUGGUUUUGGAAUACUCCCUCAGUUCUUGCUCUACCCCAGAAGAGCAAAUACUUUCUUGAUCAUUAUGUAAUGCCAGGAAGCUGGUAAGAGUGACUGAGUAUCCACAGUUGGAAAGAUAAUCACAGCAAUUGAUGCCUUCUGAGACUUGGGCACAAACACUUAAAAAUUCUUUCCUCUAAGUAGAUCUAUUAAGAUUACGAUACCAAUGGCUUGAACUGAGGUUUUUUUCCAAGGACUGAUAGGCUACUUGGUAUGAAGUAGCAAGGCUCCGAGGAAGGUAUAAGAAAGGAUGUAAAUCAAAGAUGUAGAGACAAUGAUGACUGGGAUAGAAGGCAGAGUUUUUCUCAUACCUUAUAUUUGCAGAAAUGAUUCUGUAAGAUGCUCAGAAGCUUGGGCAUGGGAAAAACAGGCUAGUAUUUAUUAAUAUCAUAGUCAUCUGAAAUUUAGUACUGGGAUAUAUUUUUCUAAUUUCUAGUGAUUUUAGUAUGCAUAUUUUUUCUAACUUUUCAAAAGUUUGAUUCAACAGUCUUAUCAUGUAGUGUUAGGAUUUUAUGCAUACAAUACUGUCAGAAUAAAGGGGAAAGAAUGCCUGUAGAUAGAAUCCCAAGAAAGCUCAUUUUAGUUGUACUGUGUCAAUGAAGGUUGCUGGAAUGCAUUUUGUCUUUUGCAUUUUAAUCAGUUGAGUUAAUCAACUAUUGGCAAAUUCCACAUGGCAGCUUAGCAUUGUAAAGAACAGAUGCUGUAGCUGAUGCCUAGAAGCUGCUCUGCUUUCUCAGAUCCCGUGGUGGCCUUUCGAUACUCAAAAGCAUAUGCCCACCCUCUUGUUAUUGACAGCAUUUAAAAUUCUAACAUUUUAGGAAAUUGAAAAAUAUGAGUUGCAAAACAAAGUAUUUUCUUGGAAAUAUUAUUUUAACAUUUAAAUAGAUCAUAACUCAGGAUGUUUCUCCUGAGUAGGAGUUGAGUCUGGAAACUGGUGGUCUUGUAAGUUAAACAUGUAGGGCUUAUUCUGGAAGGUCAGAACAAGUCACUACCUGUGAGUGACUGGGAAAGCCAUGUGGUAGAGUAUAAAUGAGUUCUUAAACAUUUGAAUACAGACUCCUCAGUAGUAUUGAAUUGGAAGUAAUAGGAAAUUUCAAAUACUUUUAAAUGAUCUUGGGUAAAUUAGUGCUGGUUGUGAGGGUUGUGACGGCUGUGUGCUUUGUUAUAAUUUCUGCUUCAAUUUCCAGCAGGCAUUUUGCUGAGAAAGGACGCCGUGUAGUAGAACUAAGGCUUCUUCUUCCAGGGCCAGGUUUGCAGCUUAUUGUGCAUCCUCUGCAUGCUGCUGACCACUUCCUUCCUGUUCCUCCUGCAAGGGACUAGAUUUCUAAUGGAGAGCAUUGGCAUGGUAGCUGAAGCCCUCUCAUGUGCAAGCCACACUGGGGCUUCAUAUUGAGUGGUGGAAGACUGAGAAAUCUGAUGAAUUAGACUUCCAAAAUGGCCAAACUUCAACUGUAAUUUUACAAAUGAUGCUACACUGAGAUGGCCAAUUAGAUUUAAAACGUCUUCAAAAUUAUUUUAUUUAAAGCAUCUGUUUAAUUAAACUUGUAAUCAGAUUUUUCACAGGGUAUGUAUGUAUUUUAAUAUAGCCUGACUUGAAUUUGUAUGUUUUUAGCUUUAGUAUUUAACAUUUUAUAACAAAUAAACCAUUUUUAAAAAAAACAA